CAUCUUCUCCAUCUCCGACAACGCCUACCAGUACAUGCUGACAGACCGUGAGAACCAAUCCAUCCUCAUCACCGGCGAAUCGGGGGCGGGGAAAACGGUGAACACCAAACGUGUCAUCCAAUACUUCGCCAGCAUCGCCGCCAUUGGCGACCGCAAGAAGGAGGCGGCCAAUAGCAGCAAGGGCACCCUGGAGGAUCAAAUCAUCCAGGCCAACCCCGCGCUCGAGGCCUUCGGCAACGCCAAGACCGUGCGCAACGACAACUCCUCGCGAUUCGGGAAAUUCAUCCGGAUCCACUUCGGGGCCACCGGGAAGUUGGCGUCGGCUGACAUCGAGACCUACCUCCUGGAGAAGUCCCGUGUCAUCUUCCAGCUGAAGGCGGAGCGGAAUUACCACAUCUUCUACCAGAUCCUCUCCAACAAGAAGCCAGAGCUGCUGGAGAUGCUGCUGGUCACCUCCAACCCCUACGACUACGGUUACGUGUCCCAGGGCGAGGUGACCGUGGCUUCCAUCGACGACGCCGAGGAGCUGUUGGCAACCGACAGCGCCUUUGACGUCCUGGGCUUCACGGCUGAGGAGAAGGCUGGUGUCUACAAGCUGACAGGUGCCAUCAUGCACUUUGGCAACAUGAAGUUCAAGCAGAAGCAGCGGGAGGAGCAGGCGGAGCCAGACGGCACCGAAGAUGCCGACAAGUCCGCCUACCUGAUGGGGCUGAACUCGGCCGACCUGCUCAAGGGCUUGUGUCACCCACGUGUCAAGGUGGGCAACGAGUACGUCACCAAGGGGCAGAGCGUCCAGCAGGUCUACUAUUCCAUCGGGGCCUUGGCCAAGGCUGUCUAUGAGAAGAUGUUCAACUGGAUGGUGGUGAGGAUCAACAACUCGCUGGACACCAAGCAGCCGCGGCAGUACUUCAUCGGCGUCCUGGACAUCGCUGGCUUUGAGAUCUUUGAUUUCAACAGCUUCGAGCAGCUCUGCAUCAACUUCACCAACGAGAAGCUGCAGCAGUUCUUCAACCACCACAUGUUCGUGCUGGAGCAGGAGGAGUACAAGAAGGAGGGCAUCGAGUGGGAGUUCAUCGACUUUGGCAUGGACCUGCAGGCCUGCAUCGACCUCAUCGAGAAGCCCAUGGGGAUCAUGUCCAUCCUGGAGGAGGAGUGCAUGUUCCCCAAGGCCUCGGAUAUGACCUUCAAGUCCAAACUCUACGACAACCACCUGGGCAAGUCGGCCAACUUCGGGAAGCCACGAAACGUCAAGGGCAAGUCCGAGGCCCACUUCUCGCUCACCCACUACGCCGGCACCGUGGACUACAACAUCCUGGGCUGGCUGGAGAAGAACAAGGACCCCCUCAACGAGACGGUGGUGGGGCUCUACCAGAAAUCUGCCCUCAAGCUCUUGGCCCAUCUCUUCUCCAACUAUGCCGGGGCAGACUCUGGUGGCGGGAAGGGGAAAGGAGCCAAGAAGAAAGGUUCCUCCUUCCAGACGGUCUCAGCCCUGCACCGGGAGAAUCUCAACAAGCUGAUGGCCAACCUCAAGACCACCCACCCCCACUUCGUCCGCUGCCUUGUCCCGAACGAGCGGAAGGAGCCGGGUGUGAUGGACAACGCCCUGGUCAUGCACCAGCUCCGCUGCAACGGGGUCCUGGAGGGAAUCCGCAUCUGCCGCAAGGGCUUCCCCAACCGCAUCCUCUACGGGGACUUCCGCCAGCGGUACCGCAUCCUGAACCCUGCGGCCAUCCCCGAGGGGCAGUUCAUCGACAGCCGUAAGGGCGCCGAGAAGCUCCUGGGCUCCAUCGACAUCGACCACAACCAGUACAAGUUUGGGCACACCAAGGUGUUCUUCAAGGCAGGGCUCCUGGGCCAGCUGGAGGAAAUGCGGGACGAGCGCUUGUCCCGCAUCAUCACGCGCAUCCAGGCGCGGGCGCGGGGGCAGCUCAUGCGCAUCGAGUUCAAGAAGAUCGUGGAGCGCCGGGACGCGCUGCUGGUGAUCCAGUGGAACCUCCGGGCCUUCAUGGGGGUGAAGAACUGGCCGUGGAUGAAGCUCUACUUCAAGAUCAAACCCUUGCUGAAGAGCGCGGAGACAGAGAAGGAGAUGCAGAACAUGAAGGAGGAGUACGGGCGGCUGAAGGACGCCCUGGAGAAGUCGGAAUCACGGCGGAAAGAGCUGGAGGAGAAGAUGGUCUCCAUGCUGCAGGAGAAGAACGACCUCCAGCUCCAAGUGCAGGCUGAGCAGGACAACCUGAACGACGCCGAGGAGCGCUGUGACCAGCUGAUCAAGAACAAGAUCCAGCUGGAGGCCAAGGUGAAGGAGCUAACAGAACGGCUGGAGGAUGAGGAGGAGAUGAACGCCGAGCUGACAGCCAAGAAGAGGAAGCUGGAGGAUGAGUGCUCGGAGCUGAAGAAGGACAUUGAUGACCUGGAGCUGACCCUGGCCAAGGUGGAGAAGGAGAAACAUGCAACUGAGAACAAGGUCAAAAACUUGACGGAGGAGAUGGCGGGGCUGGACGAGACCAUCGCCAAGCUGACCAAGGAGAAGAAGGCUCUGCAGGAGUCCCACCAGCAGACGCUGGAUGACCUGCAGGCUGAGGAAGACAAGGUCAACACCUUGACUAAGGGCAAAGUCAAGCUGGAACAGCAAGUGGAUGAUCUUGAAGGCUCCCUGGAGCAGGAGAAGAAGAUCCGGAUGGACCUGGAACGGGCCAAGAGAAAACUGGAAGGUGACCUGAAGCUGACCCAGGAGAACAUAAUGGAUCUGGAGAAUGACAAGCAGCAGCUGGAGGAGAAGCUCAAGAAGAAGGAGUUUGAGAUCCACCAGCAGAACAGCAGGAUCGAGGACGAGCAGGCGCUGGCUCUGCAGCUCCAGAAGAAGCUGAAGGAGCUACAGGCGCGGAUCGAGGAGCUGGAGGAGGAGCUGGAGGCGGAGCGGACGGGCCGGGCCAAGGUGGAGAAGCAGCGCUCGGAGCUGUCGCGGGAGCUGGAGGAGCUCAGCGAGCGGCUGGAGGAGGCCGGCGGUGCCACCUCAGCGCAGCUGGAGCUCAACAAGAAGCGGGAGGCGGAAUUCCAGAAGCUGCGGCGGGACCUGGAGGAGGCCACGCUGCAGCACGAGGCCACGGCGGCUGCGCUGAGGAAGAAACACGCCGACAGCGUGGCCGAGCUGGGCGAGCAGCUGGACAACCUCCAGCGCGUCAAGCAGAAGCUGGAGAAGGAGAAGAGCGAGCUCAAGCUGGAGCUGGAUGACCUCAGCGCCAACGUGGAGCAGCUGAUCAAAUCUAAGGUAGGAAGAGAUUGAGAUGGGCAGCAGGGAAUCAUGGGAUGUUGGGUUGAGUGUACACCUUGUUGGGUUGAGGCAGGUGAGCUGUCGCGGCAGCUGGAGGAGAAGGAGGCGCUGGUGUCCCAGCUGACCCGUGGGAAGGUGUCCUACACCCAGCAGCUGGAGGACCUGCGGAGGCAGCUGGAGGAGGAGAUGAAGGCCAAGAACGCGCUGGCACACGCGCUGCAGUCGGCCCGGCACGAUGGGGACCUGCUGCGGGAGCAGUACGAGGAGGAGACCGAGGCCAAGGCCGAGCUCCAGCGCUCGCUCUCCAAGGCAAACUCCGAGGUGGCCCAGUGGAGGACCAAGUAUGAGACGGAUGCCAUCCAACGCACCGAGGAGCUGGAGGAGGCCAAGAAGAAGCUGGCGCAGCGGCUGCAGGAGGCCGAGGAGGCCGUGGAGGCCGUCAACGCCAAAUGCUCCUCUCUGGAGAAGACCAAGCACCGGCUGCAGAACGAGAUCGAGGACCUGAUGGCCGAUGUGGAGCGGUCGAACGCGGCUGCUGCUGCCCUGGACAAGAAGCAGAGGAACUUUGACAAGGUGUUGGCCGAGUGGAAGCAGAAGUAUGAGGAGUCGCAGACGGAGCUGGAGGCAUCACAGAAGGAGGCCAGGGCCCUCAGCACUGACCUCUUCAAGCUGAGGAACAUCUACGAGGAGUCCCUCGAGCACCUGGAGACCUUCAAGAGGGAGAACAAGAAUCUCCAAGAGGAGAUCUCGGACCUCACGGAGCAGCUCGGCGCUGGCAAUAAAUCCAUCCACGAGCUGGAGAAGGUCCGGAAACAGCUGGAUGCCGAGAAGCUGGAGCUCCAAGCUGCUCUGGAAGAGGCUGAGGCCUCCCUGGAGCAUGAGGAGGGGAAGAUCCUGAGGGCGCAGCUGGAGUUCAACCAGGUGAAGGCGGAGUACGAGCGGAAGCUGGGGGAGAAGGAGGAGGAGAUGGAGCAGGUGAAGCGAAACCACCUGCGUGUGGUGGAGUCGCUCCAGACCUCGCUGGACGCCGAGACCCGGAGCCGCAACGAGGCCCUGAGGUUGAAGAAGAAGAUGGAGGGAGACCUCAACGAGAUGGAGAUCCAGCUCAGCCACGCCAACCGCGGCGCCAACGAGGCCCAGAAGCAGGUCAAGGCUCUGCAGGGCUACCUGAAGGACACACAGCUGCAGCUGGAUGAUGCGGCAAGGGUCGGGGAGGACCUGAAGGAGAACGUGGCCAUGGUGGAGCGCAGGAACACCCUGCUGCAGUCAGAGCUGGAGGAGCUCCGGGGCCUGGUGGAACAGACCGAGAGGGCCCGGAAACUGGCUGAGCAGGAGCUGAUCGAGGCCAGCGAGAGGGUCCAGCUUCUCCACUCACAGAACACCAGCCUCAUCAACCAGAAGAAGAAGAUGGAGGCUGACAUCUCCCAGCUGCAGACAGAGGUGGAAGAGGCCGUCCAGGAGUGCCGGAAUGCCGAGGAGAAGGCCAAGAAGGCCAUCACUGACGCAGCCAUGAUGGCAGAGGAGCUGAAGAAGGAGCAGGACACGAGCGCGCACCUGGAGCGGAUGAAGAAGAACAUGGAGCAGACCAUCAAGGACCUGCAGCUGCGGCUGGACGAGGCCGAGCAGCUGGCGCUCAAGGGCGGCAAGAAGCAGCUGCAGAAGCUGGAGGGGCGCGUGCGGGAGCUGGAGAACGAGCUGGAGGCCGAGCAGAAGCGCAACGCCGAGAGCGUCAAGGGGCUGCGCAAGUCCGAGCGGCGCGUCAAGGAGCUCAGCUACCAGACAGAGGAGGACAAGAAGAACCUGCUGAGGCUGCAGGACCUGGUGGACAAGCUGCAGAUGAAAGUCAAGGCCUACAAGAGACAGGCGGAGGAGGCGGAGGAACAGGCCAACACCAACCUGGCCAAGUUCCGGAAGGCGCAGCACGAGCUGGACGAGGCCGAGGAACGCGCGGACAUCGCCGAGUCCCAGGUCAACAAACUGCGGGCCAAGAGCCGCGACAUCGGAGCCAAGAAGCUGCACGACGAGGAGUGACCCAUCCCUCUGAAGGACCUGCCAUGAGUGACCCACCACCAUGAGUGACUCCACUGCCACCACGAGGGACACACCACCAUGAAGGUCCCAUCAUGACAAUGACUGACCAACCACGAUGAUGAGGGACCCACCAUCGCCAUGAGGGGUCCAUCACCCCACGUUGAGGGACAGACCGCCACAGUGGACUCCCCACCGUGAUAAGAGACGUGUGACCACCAUGAUGAGUGACCUGCCCCUGUGAUGAGGGACCUGCCACCACCGUGAGGGACCCACCUUGAUGACACCAUGAAGGACCCCCCACACCACAACAGGGGACCCCCCCACCAUGAUACAAGUCACUCACCACCUCCGAGAUGAACCCACAAUGAUGAUGAGAUGGACCCACCACCACCAUGAUGGACCCAUGAUGAUGAUGAUGGACCCCUCCACCAUGAGUGACUCCAAACCCCACAGUGGACCCUCUCCCCACCAGUGACACCCCCUACCCCCUGUCCAAGACGAGGGGACCCCAAUGCCAUAAUUAAUUAAUUAAUGAGCCAUAGAAGGGACACAAUGUCCCCUCGGCCACCCUGCCCCACCCCACGCCAAAAACACGACCCUGAGCAGCACCA
This is a messenger RNA of Pyrgilauda ruficollis (rufous-necked snowfinch), 5913 nucleotides long. RefSeq names its product myosin-6-like. The transcript has 35 exons. The record is from RefSeq and is a predicted model, not a curated record. Gene Ontology annotation, molecular function: cytoskeletal motor activity; protein binding; ATP binding. Gene Ontology annotation, cellular component: myosin complex. NCBI's taxonomy places the organism in Eukaryota, Metazoa, Chordata, Aves, Passeriformes, Passeridae.